Molecule: messenger RNA, 924 nt
Organism: Chinchilla lanigera (long-tailed chinchilla)
Lineage: Eukaryota; Metazoa; Chordata; Mammalia; Rodentia; Chinchillidae
Product: vomeronasal type-1 receptor 1-like
Exons: 1
Coding region: 1-924 (307 amino acids)
Biological process (GO): G protein-coupled receptor signaling pathway
Cellular component (GO): membrane
Molecular function (GO): pheromone receptor activity
Source: RefSeq, a predicted model, not a curated record
AUGUGCUCUGCCCAACUGAAUUUGGGGAUUAUCUUCCUUACGCAGACAGGACUUGGCCUGACGGGCAACUUCUCCCUGCUCUGUCUGUAUAACUUCAUUUUGCUUACUGGACAUCACUUGAGACCUAUAGAUUUGAUUCUUAAUCAACUGGUUUUGACCAAUUUGGUAGUUCUUUUCUCCAAAGGUGUCCCUCAGACAUUGGCAGCUAUGGGACUGGAACAUUUCCUGGAUGAUGCUGGGUGUAAACUUGUCUUCUACUUUUACAGAGUGAGCACUGGGGUGUCCUUCAGCACUUUCUGCCUCUUCAGUGGCUUCCAGGCCAUUAAGCUCAACCCCAGUAUUUGUAGGUGGAUGGAGCGCAAGAUCAGAUCCCUAAGGUUUACUGGCUUCUGCUGUUUCCUGUGCUGGAUCCCACAUCUCUCAAUAAAUUCAUUUCUUCCUUUAAUAGUGAAUGGUCCAUUGAGUAAGAAAAAUCUCAGCAUAGAAAAUAAUUAUGACUAUUGUUCUGGGAUAAUGCCACAAGGAUAUAUCUCAUUAUAUACAAUCUUGUAUUUUUUCCCUAACUUAAUGAGUCUCAUCUUCAUGACCUGGGCCAGCGGCUCGAUGGUCCUGGUCCUGCACAGACACAGGCAGCAGGUCCAACAUAUCUACAGCCACAGCCUCUCCCCCAGACCUUCCCACGAAGCCAGAGCCACACGCACCAUCCUGAUCCUGGUGAGCUCCUUUGUCACCUUUUAUUCAGUCUAUAUUAUUUUGACCAUCUGGAUGACUCUAAUCACAAAUCAAGGCCAAUGGACACUGAAUAGCUCCAUGCUUGUGGCCUCAUGUUUCCCAGCAUUCAGCCCCUUUGUGCUCAUCGUCAGUGACUCCAGGAUCUCACAGUGCCGGAUCGCCUGCAGAGAGCGGGCAAAAGUUUUUUCCUAA